Aedes aegypti (yellow fever mosquito) is the source of this 2128-nucleotide messenger RNA. RefSeq names its product protein Wnt-2 (gene Wnt2). Gene Ontology annotation, molecular function: frizzled binding; cytokine activity. Lineage: Eukaryota; Metazoa; Arthropoda; Insecta; Diptera; Culicidae. Bases 917 to 1990 code for a protein of 357 amino acids. The transcript is spliced from 9 exons. Gene Ontology annotation, cellular component: extracellular region. The record is from RefSeq and is a predicted model, not a curated record. Gene Ontology annotation, biological process: canonical Wnt signaling pathway; positive regulation of JNK cascade; cell fate commitment.
AAUGGUCGACAAAAAAGGAAGAGACGAAUUAGCGAGCAAGCGCAGAAGAUUAUACGGAAUGCAGAAGUUAAGACUGUCAGCGCGGAGUUCAAGGAGCAAAAUGAUAUUUAAAUGUUAACCAUAAAAAACGUCUUGUUUUGGAGAGGUGUUGAGUUGAUGUUUUAUUAGUGACGAACACGUUUCCACACACAAAACUGAUUCUAUGAGUGGCGCUUAGCAAAGUGAAAAUUAAGUUGUGAUCAAUCAAUUAUGUGUAACAGCGGGUGGUACCCGGACUCUAAGGGAGGCGCAGAUCGUCUGACAGCUUCUCAUUUAGUCAUCGAUGCUCAGUUAACUGCAUGCCAACCCCCGCUGUUACCACUUCAGAGAGCUUUCUGCGACGAUCGACAACUAGAACUCAACUAUAAGUAUAAGUAAUAAUGAUCAAGACAUCGAUAAUUGCAGCAACUUACAAAUUGAUCCUCGCGCACGGCUUCGGAUGGCUAGUGUUAAUGGGCCCGGUACAUAACAUUGGUGUUAUUUUAUGAGCUUAUAAUUGUUCACUGAUUGAGUGUGGUCGGUAGAAGUGAGUGAGUACGCUGAGCUGCUAAGAGAUUACAUAAAUUUGCAUAAGCCGACAACUGCCAUCUUUCAUCUUCCCGUGUCUGUGUUUGUGUAUGUGUGUAUGUGACCAGCGAGAUCUGAUGCAAAUCGAAGAAGAGCGGCUUGAAGAUUCAGAGUAGUUAUCUAUACCAAUCCUCUGGUCUGUGAAACGGCGAUCACGGUGGCAGCGACGGCAAAAGGCACUUAUGGAUUUUCCAGCUUCGCCCAAGGAUGAUUGAUGAAAGUCAUAAUAACCAACCGCAUGCUAUCAACCAAUUAUCAUGAUCUGGAUCUUAUUUCAACGGGACAAUGAUCGCACGUGUUGUGGAUUAAAAUGAGAAACGUUCGGCUGAUCAUAUGUUUGAUACUAAUGUUUAUCGAAAUAAGACUUGCCGAAAGUUUCACAUCUUCUGUGCUCUGCUCGCGUAUUCCAGGCCUUUCGCCUUAUCAACGACAACUCUGUGUUGAAGCUCCGGAUGCCGUUGUAUCUCUAAGCACCGGUCAAAAACUUGGCGCUCAGGAGUGUCAGCACCAGUUCAGAGGUCAUCGCUGGAAUUGUACACAAGUUUGGAAAAAGGACAUGUUUGGUCACAUAGUAAUAAUUGGCUCUCGAGAGGCAGCAUUCACAUACGGAAUCACAAGCGCCGGGGCUGUCCACGCGAUAACGGCAGCAUGCGCCAAAGGAAACAUCACAAUGUGCGGUUGCGAUUCAAAGCAGAAGAUGCAAUUUUCCACAGAAAGUGAUAGCUGGAAAUGGGGCGGAUGCUCUGCUGAUAUCGGCUUUGGAAUGCGAUUCACAAAGAAGUUCCUGGAUGCACGGGAGAUCGAAAACGAUGAUCGAAGUCUGAUGAAUCUCCACAACAACCGGGUGGGUCGAAAGAUUGUCAAGUUGUUGCUUCGUACGGAGUGCAAAUGCCAUGGUGUGAGUGGAUCAUGCGCCAUGAAGACCUGUUGGAAAAGUUUACCCCCUUUCCACGCAAUCGGUGACAUCAUGAUGAAAAAGUACCGUAAGGCGAAAAUGGUCCAGGCCACUCCGGUAGUAAUGGCUAUGACGUCGACAGGAAAAAUCAACAACGGGCAGCUGCAGUUGGUUCUGAGAAGGAGAGGCAAACUGCUGCAACACACCAGUGUUAAUAGCCAAAAACCAAAGAGAAUGGAAUUGGUUUAUUUACAACAUUCACCUAACUAUUGCGACCGGGACAUAGCAUCUGGUAUAUUGGGGACGGUUGGGCGCCAAUGUAAUCGGACGUCAACUUCAAUGGACAAAUGUGAUCUGCUUUGCUGCGGACGAGGCUACAAUACGCACCAGAUUGUGAAAAGCUGGCAAUGCAAUUGCAAGUUCAAAUGGUGUUGCACCGUAAACUGCGACAUUUGUACCGAGCGAACCGAGGAGUACACGUGUAAAUAAAGUGCCAAAUGAUUAACUGAAUUUAUUGUACAUAAUCUGAGCAAACACAAUUUUAGGCUUUACUUUAGAUGUGCUUUCUGUCUUAGACAAGAAUCAGUAUUAUUAGUAUUUUGAAUAAAUUUAUUUAUAAUAAAUCCA